This is a messenger RNA of Corythoichthys intestinalis (scribbled pipefish), 802 nucleotides long. RefSeq names its product ribosomal L24 domain containing 1 (gene rsl24d1). The transcript has 6 exons. The record is from RefSeq and is a predicted model, not a curated record. Gene Ontology annotation, cellular component: nucleolus. Lineage: Eukaryota; Metazoa; Chordata; Actinopteri; Syngnathiformes; Syngnathidae. Gene Ontology annotation, biological process: ribosomal large subunit biogenesis. Bases 77 to 571 code for a protein of 164 amino acids.
ACCAAGAGUUUAAAGCAGAAGUAGAAUGCGGUCUUGUUGUUGUCUCGCGUAGCACGCAGCACUUCAAGUGUAAGAAAUGCGCAUCGAAAAGUGUUAUUUUUGCUCGGGGCCAGUAUACCCAGGACACGGAGUAAUGUUUGUCCGAAAUGACUGCAAGUCAUUCAGAUUCUGCAGAUCAAAAUGCCACAAGAAUUUCAAGAAGAAGCGUAACCCCAGAAAGACCAGGUGGACCAAAGCGUUCCGAAAGGCAGCUGGAAAGGAAUUGACAGUGGAUAACUCGUUGGAAUUUGAGAAACGCAGAAAUAUACCUGUUAAAUAUAACCGGGAGAUGUGGGAUAAGACGGUGGAAGCAAUGAAGAAGGUGGAAGAAAUCAAACGAAAACGGCAGGCAAGAUUCAUCAUGAACAGAUUAAAGAAGGGCAAAGAGUUGGAGAAGGAAGCGGACAUCAAGGAAGUGAAGAAGAACAUUCACCUCAUCAAAGCACCACACGCAGGAAAAGCCAAACAAAUGGAAGAAAAAAUGGUGCAGAAAUUACAAGAAGAUGUGGAAAUGAGAGACGACGACCUUUAAAUAUAUUGACUGACUUUUCAGGCCACUUACAUUACAAAUGCUUCAUUUUGGACAUUGUUGUGCAUUGGUUUUUUUUAAGUGCAAUUCAAUGUCUGUGUCAAUGUCUGCAUUCAUCGACUUGAGACCUCUGUUGGGAUGUCUUUUUGCAAAACAUAAUAUUUUAAUGUUAAGUAUAGAAAAGACAACAAAUGACAAUAAAGUUCGUUAACCUCCCGCCCAAAAAUGGGGCUG